Messenger RNA from Alternaria alternata, 3592 nucleotides. Its product is annotated as plasma membrane ATPase. Gene Ontology annotation, biological process: regulation of intracellular pH; proton export across plasma membrane. Bases 491 to 3301 code for a protein of 936 amino acids. NCBI's taxonomy places the organism in Eukaryota, Fungi, Ascomycota, Dothideomycetes, Pleosporales, Pleosporaceae. The transcript is spliced from 6 exons. Gene Ontology annotation, cellular component: plasma membrane. Gene Ontology annotation, molecular function: P-type proton-exporting transporter activity; ATP binding; ATP hydrolysis activity. The record is from RefSeq and is a predicted model, not a curated record.
CCAUCCCACAAACUUGGCCACUUUAUCUUGGCAACUGGUUCUCGACGUGACCAUGACCCUUAACUUCUAAAUAGGCUAGACUGAUCAUGCGCGUCCUUGUGGCCUCAUCACGACCGUGGGGUUCGCACAACACUCUGGAGUCGUCCCAACCCAUAUCGGCCGUUUUCACAGGCACUCUCGGCGGCAACAGUUACGUUGCGCCAUCGCGACUGUGCUUCCCAGCGCGAUAACGUGUCGUAGCCAGGUCCAGAGUCGUUUCUGCGCGCUUUGAAGUCCUCGCCUGCGCAACGAUGCCUCGGAGUUCCUUCUACAGAUGAACGCGCAUUGGCCAUUUACACCACUAUUCAACAGUAUCGUCAGAUGCACUUGCAGUAUAGGUUCAUGCAUCUUGUGCCAGGCCGGGACCUCUUGUUAGCAUUCUUUGUACCACUUCAUAUUAGCAAACCACGCACAACGUAUAACAUUGCUAGCGACUAGCUCGACAUUCAAUAUGUCCGAAUCACCGACCGGUACAUCCCCGGAUCGCGACGGCAUCUAUCCAUCAAAUGGCCGGACGUACGACAAGUAUCAUUUUCAGGAAAAGAAUAUCCACAUGCAAGGCAUCGAGUUGGAUGAUGAAGAAGAAGACGAGGAUAUAGAUCAACUUAUCGAAGACCUUGAGUCACAAGAUGGCGAAAAUGCCGACUACGAAGAGGAGGAAGCGCAACAACCAGGCGGUGCGCGUUUGAUUCCGGAGGAACUCUUGCAGACCGACACACGCACUGGCUUGACGUCGGCUGAAGUACUGAUACGGCGCAAGAAGUUCGGCGAGAACAAGAUGAAAGAGGAGUCAACAAAUAACUGGGUAAAGUUUCUGAUGUUUUUCGUUGGUCCAAUUCAGUUCGUCAUGGAAGCUGCUGCAAUCCUUGCUGCAGGGCUCCAAGACUGGGUUGACUUUGGCGUCAUCUGUGGUUUGCUCCUCCUGAACGCAAGUGUUGGCUUCAUCCAAGAGUAUCAAGCCGGCUCCAUCGUCGAAGAGUUGAAGAAAACAUUAGCUUUGAAGGCUACCGUAUUGCGCGACGGCACUUUGGUUGAGAUCGAAGCACCAGACGUAGUGCCCGGCGAUAUCCUGCAAGUAGAGGAGGGUGUAAUUGUUCCAGCUGAUGGACGCAUCGUUACGGAGAAUGCCUUUGUGCAGGUUGACCAGUCCUCCAUCACUGGAGAAUCACUGGCUGUCGACAAACACCGUGGAGAUACCUGUUACGCGUCUUCUGCGGUGAAACGCGGCGAGGCUUUUGUCGUGAUCACAGCUACAGGCGACUCGACGUUUGUUGGACGUGCGGCAUCACUUGUUGCCAGCGCCUCCAGCGGACCCGGUCACUUCACACAAGUAUUGCACGGCAUUGGGACGAUUCUUCUGGUUCUGGUCAUUGUAUCAUUGCUGGUCGUUUGGAUAAGCUCUUUCUAUCGAUCCAACGACAUCGUCACUAUCCUCCGGUUCACACUCGCGAUCACGAUAGUCGGAGUCCCGGUCGGCCUUCCUGCUGUUGUCACUACAACUAUGGCAGUGGGAGCGGCGUAUCUGGCGAAGAAACAAGCCAUUGUGCAGAAGCUCUCCGCCAUCGAAUCGCUUGCGGGUGUCGAGAUCCUGUGCUCUGACAAAACUGGAACAUUGACAAAGAACAAGCUCUCGCUGGCUGAGCCAUAUACCGUUCAAGGUGUCGAUCCAGAGGACCUUAUGCUUACUGCCUGCUUAGCAGCGUCAAGAAAGAAGAAGGGCAUCGAUGCUAUCGACAAAGCUUUUCUCAAGUCUCUACGCCACUAUCCGCGUGCCAAGUAUGUGCUGAGCAAGUACAAAUGCAUCCGUUUCCAUCCGUUCGAUCCAGUGUCCAAGAAAGUCCAGGCUGUCGUUGAGUCGCCUCAAGGCGAACGCAUAACAUGCGUCAAAGGCGCUCCUCUUUUUGUGCUUCGGACUGUCGAAGAAGAUGGUUCCGUCCCACACGAGGUCGAAUUGGCCUACAAGAACAAGGUUGCAGAGUUCGCUACGCGCGGCUUUCGAUCACUCGGUGUUGCUCGCAAACGGGAAGAUGAACGUUGGGAAAUCUUGGGCAUCAUGCCAUGCUCAGAUCCUCCACGCCAUGACACAUAUCGUACGAUUAACGAGGCGAAGUCUUUGGGCCUUUCAAUCAAGAUGUUGACUGGGGACGCCGUUGGUAUUGCGCGAGAAACUUCACGCCAGCUUGGUCUAGGUACCAACAUAUUCGAUGCUGAAAAACUCGGAUUGAGUGGAGGUGGCGAGAUGCCUGGCUCGGAGUUCUACGACUUCGUCGAAGGUGCAGAUGGUUUUGCAGAAGUGUUCCCACAGCACAAGUACAACGUUGUAGAAAUUCUACAACAGAGAGGAUACCUUGUCGCGAUGACCGGUGAUGGUGUGAACGACGCGCCGUCGUUGAAAAAAGCAGAUACUGGUAUCGCUGUGCAAGGCGCUUCCGACGCUGCUUGCUCCGCUGCCGACAUCGUUUUUCUUGCCCCUGGCCUCUCUGCUAUCAUUGACGCCCUCAAAACGUCACGCCAGAUUUUCCAUCGCAUGUACGCUUACGUUGUCUACCGCAUCGCUCUGUCACUGCACCUCGAGAUAUUCUUAGGUCUUUGGAUCGCUAUCCUCAACGAGAGUCUAAACCUACAGUUGGUAGUGUUCAUUGCUAUCUUCGCUGAUAUUGCGACCUUGGCUAUCGCUUACGAUAAUGCACCGUACAGCAGAACUCCGGUCAAAUGGAACCUGCCAAAACUUUGGGGAAUGUCAAUCCUCCUUGGCGUCAUUCUGGCUGUAGGCACUUGGAUCACAAUGACAACCAUGCUGCCUUACCUUACUGGCGAGCAGCAGCGUGUCGAAGGUGGCAUUGUUCAGAACCAUGGCCAGCGCGACCCAAUCCUGUUCCUCGAGAUUACAUUGACUGAGAACUGGCUGAUUUUCAUCACCCGCGCCAAUGGCCCGUUCUGGUCAUCGAUUCCUUCAUGGCAACUCGCCGGGGCGAUCCUGGUUGUCGACAUCCUUGCUACGUGUUUUACCAUUUUCGGGUGGUUUGUGGGUGGAAGAACAAACAUUGUUGCCGUGGUCCGUGUCUGGGCCUUUUCCUUCGGUAUCUUUUGUAUUAUGGCAGGAGUGUAUUACAUUUUGCAAGGCAGUCAAGGCUUCGACAACCUCAUGCACGGAAAGCUUCUCAAGAGAAAGCAAAAGCAGAGGAACCUUGAAGACUUUGUUGUUUCGCUGCAAAGGGUGUCAACACAGCACGAGAAGAUUCAGCAUGAGAAGAUGACAUAGCAUCUUCACCAUACCGGGCCUUCACUACCACGUUAGCGAUCCAACAUUACGCCAUCGUGAGCGUGGUUUGGUCCUUCUCUGCAACACUGCGGGGGUCAGUAGAGGGCGUUUGGCGGCACUCCUGAUUCCUAGUCACUGUUCAUGGUUGGGUUCUGGAAGUAUAUUUGUAUUCAUACCUGUUUAGGAUAGAUGCGAACAUCAGGGGAUUGUAGAACAUCUAGGAAGUCCACCUGUAUGCCAGGGGCGACGUGUUGAUUAUGACAAGCAACUUUAUCUCAAUUUAACACAUCC